Molecule: messenger RNA, 3303 nt
Organism: Symbiodinium necroappetens
Lineage: Eukaryota; Dinophyceae; Suessiales; Symbiodiniaceae
Source: the annotation of a GenBank genome assembly
AUGUUUUGGGAUCUGCCGCCCAUUGGCACGCUCGACGUGGUUUGCAACCGUGCCACUUGCUUGGGAAACCCUUUUGGAAGCUGUAGCUAUGCGGAUCCCUCCCAGCGCCCUCCUGUGGAUGCAGCUGGCUGGUGUGCUGGAGAGCACGAAGUUCUUGUUUCCGCAUACGACGAAUAUCUGCAGGCAGUCCUCAGUCAGGACGCCUCGACAGACUUGCAGGAGGAGGUCCGCCGUAUCGCUGAAAGACGAUCGCUCUUGCUCUCCGAUGCCUGGGAGAAGCAAGACCUAAAGCGGGAAGAUGUCAGAAGCGCACUGGAUGCGUUGGCAUCACAGGUGUCCAGAGGCUGCUUUCUGAGGCUACUGUGUCACUGCAGGCCUUAUGUACGCUGCCAUGCCGAGAGUAUCAAGAGAUACUUGGAUCAGUUUACAAAGUUGGAUGCCGGUGUACCAGCUCCUCUGCCGAAUCAAGGGCCGGUGGACAUCGAGGGCCGAGUUUGGCCAAGUUCAGCCGCCGCCGAGCGAUGCAGUAUCCGAACGAAGCGCCUGACCUGCACGCGCGCUGGCCGGGCUUUGGAUCCGGGAUCGAUGAAGUCGUACUGUGCACAAUGCUGGUCGUACCAUUCAGUGGUCUACUUCUGGCCGGAUUGGGACGAUGUUUGGCCCGAAUGCUUUUACCGUGAUGGCUAUGUGCAGUGCACAUCUGGAGCUGAUGAUGCUGAUAGGGAAGACGACUGUGCCUAUGUCGAUCGACCUCUUUGCUCCUUCUACGUGAGAGGUUGUUGCAAGUUCGGAAAUGAUUGCUGGUAUCGGCACGCGAAAAGGUGGCCACGCCAGGAGAUCCUGGCGGAGGCUGCGAACGAGGAGAAAAUGGUGAUCCCUUGGGAAGUUGCGAGCAUUCGCAUCAUGCCAAAGAAAGCAGAGAGCGAGAUUGCAGACUUUCUGCAAAAGCUGGCACCGAACCUGGAGGACACGGUCCGGAGCUUCCUUGUUUCAACGUUGGCAGAGGCAAUUUCGGAGGAAGAAGUGAGAGAGUGCUGCGACAAUUGGCUUGAAGAGGUCGAUGGAGGAUUCCAGAGUCUUUACGACUUCUUGGGGCUGGACGAAGCAUCUCCAACUCCCGAACCACCGAAGGCUCCGCCAAAGCUUGCAAGUGCUGCUGGCUACCCUCAGCAGCAGUACCCGCCUGCUGAGGAGGCGAUCUCGCACGAAGAGCACAAGGAGGUGGAAGAGGUGAUCGAGCCUGCGCUGGAUAAAGGCAAGAAGUCCAAGGUGAAGGCGAAGCCCAAGAAAAAAGUCAAGGAGAAGGAGGGCUUAGGAAAGGAGAAGCAGCUUGACGAGCUCUUGGAGGUGCGAGCACGGGUCUCUCGCUUCCACAAGGAGGCAGUGGAAGACGAGAUGACCUCUGCAGUCGCCGAAGUUGACGUCCAUGAUCUUUGCAUUUCAGUAGCAGGCCGUGACCUGCUGAAGGACGCUCACCUGAAACUCUGCCCUGGUCAGCGCUACGGCUUUGUGGGACGGAACGGUUCCGGUAAGUCCAGCUUGUUUCGGGCCAUGGCCUCACGAAGAAUCCCAGGCUAUCCUCCGAACUGUGUGACCUUGCUGGUCGACCAGGAAGAUGUAGGGGAUGAGCGCACAGCUGUGGAGACCGUGCUGGCGGCACACCAGGAGUUGAGCUAUGUGCUGGAGGAGGAGUCGGCUCUCCAAGCUGGCGAACUGGGCAGCCCGGAGGCGGCUGUCAAGGCCUCCCGCGCCUACGCCUAUUUGAUGGCCAAGAGAGCCAGGUUCAAAGCCGCCAUGUACGAGAGCAAGCUGAGCGGACUCCGCGGGAAGGCUGCUCGGGAAGCCCUCCUCCAAGCGGAGCACGAAGAAGCAAAAGCUGCUGAGCAUCUUGAGGCGGAAGUCUCGUGUUCAGAGGCCACCGCAGAGACACAGGCACAUGUCGUGGAGCUUCUAGCAGACAUCCGGGAGCGAUUGCGGAUUUUAGGUGCUGAUUCAAUGCGAGGGCAAGCAGAAGUCAUCUUGAAAGGCUUGGGCUUCAACGAGGAGGACCUUCGAAAGCCGACGCGCCUACUCAGUGGAGGCUGGCGGAUGAGGGUUGCCCUGGCUAAAGCCUUGCUCGCGAAGCCCAACGUCUUGCUGCUGGAUGAGCCCACGAAUCACCUGGAUUGGCAAGCCAUUCUCUGGCUAGAGAAGUAUUUGGUGUCAGAAGACAUGAACGAGAUUGCCUUGGUAGUUGUCUCUCACGACCGGGACUUUCUCGACAAGGUCAGUACCAUGAUACUUCGCUUGUUUGAAAUGAAGCUUCAAGUGCACAACGGCAAUUUUUCAACUUUUGAGGAGGCCCACGAGAAGGACCAACAGCACCGCGCGGAACUGGUGCAGAGGCAAUCUGAAAAGCAAGAGAAGGUUGAGAAGCAGAUCAAGGAGAUGGAGCAGCGGGGCCGGAAGACCAACAACGAUAGCCUGCUGAAGGCUGCAGUCAGUCGAAAAACCAAGUUGGGACUGGAUGAUAAGCCUUGGUCCUUCAAUCGUGUAGGCUUAGAGCGAGCCGGUGGCCACAAGUUCAAAUUCAGCUAUGCGACGCACUUCGAAGCCAUGGAAGAGAUGGCGGUGGAGUCCAAGGAACAGGCAGUGCGCCUGAAGCUGAAAUCGGCAGCACCCCUUGGCUUCGAGGCCGCGCUACUGCAGUGCCGGGAUGUGGUGAUCGGCUACGAGAAGGCCAAGCCCUUGGUGCGGAAGUUCGACCUAGAUAUCCGGGACAAGUCGCGAGUAGGAAUCCUCGGAGUGAAUGGGAGCGGCAAGACGACCUUGCUGCGGACGUUGGUUCAAGACCUGCCCUGCCUGGCCGGUGAAGUGUAUCAGCAACCACGUGUCGUAGUUGGCUUCUUCAGUCAACAUCAGGCGGACAACUUGCCCAACGAUGCCACCGCUCUGGAGGCCUUGUGUGAGAGACAUCCCAAUCUCACAGAGGGCGAGGUGCGUUCUCACCUUGGCAGCUUCGGUUUGGGCCGCUUGGCCGUGUCACCCGUCAGGUGCCUGUCGGGAGGAGAGCGCAGUCGAGUUGCUCUGGCGGCUGCCACGUUGAGGCCGCCACACGUGUUGGUUCUGGACGAGCCGACGAAUCACUUAGAUCUGCAGACCGUAGAAGCCCUCGGUAACGCCCUCAAGGACUUCCAGGGGAGCGUGGUCGUCACUUCUCACGAUCGUCGACUGCUACGUGAAGUCUGCACCGACUUUCUUGCAGUCCAGAACAAGCAGCUUGUGAAGCUCAGCCUGGAUGCGUUCGUCCGCUCUGUGCGAUAA